AUGUGGGACGACGAGGACAACAACCCAUAUGGAUCAUUCCACCGUCGCGACUCGGAGAACAGCGACAUUCAGUCGCCCACAGAGCGAGGAUUUAACCGCCCAUCAACCCCACCAUCUGGACACUCCUCGCCAGCCUUAGCUCCAGCCUUUAUAUCGCGGCCAAGCGACCUGAGCGACGAAGAGCUUGACGAUGACCGGCCUACAGGUGCGAAGGUACAACCGAAGGAGGGCGGCUACGAUAGCAGGAUAGAGCAGAUUCUCUACGAGCACCCCGACCUAGACAUCCAGAUUGUCCAUGCUGGCAAGAAUACCGAAGGUGGAGGGGGAUUCAUUACGUAUACGAUUCGCACAGGAGAGAUCGAAGUGCGGCGACGGUACUCAGAGUUCGCGUCUCUGCGACAGACUUUGGUCAGUCUGCAUCCGACAUUGGUCAUCCCCCCAAUACCAGAGAAGCACAGCAUAGCCGACUACGCUGCGAAGCCUACGAAAGCAAAGGAAGAUGCGGGCAUAAUAGAGCUGCGGCAACGCAUGCUGACGACCUUUUUGAAUCGCUGCAGGCGCAUGAAAGCGGUGCGAGAGGACGGUGUAUGGUGGAGGUUCUUGGAUCCCAACGUGAGCUGGAACGAGGUGCUUCACUCUCACCCAGCUGCCAGUGUGCCCAAGAACAACUUGAAGGCACCGCCGCUCGACCCGGCGAAUCCAACUCAAGCACACCAAUGGCUUCCAAUUCCAGCUUCAAAUGCAAAGCUGCGAUCAGCAUCUGGCUCCUCGGCUUCCGGCACACCUACAUCACCUCCGCGAGCAUCAGCAUUCCCAUCGGCAGCUGCACAUAGCACGCCCGAUGUUCAAUUUGCGCGUUUUCCACCACUCAAUCAGACUUUGAGCGAGAGCGAGCUUGACCCCUACUUCUCAUCUUUUGAGAACAGCUCAAAAGAGCUGGAGACACUUCUCACUGGAUCUAUGGAGAAAGUCAAUGCGCGACUGCUACGGCAUAUGGCCAGUCUCGGAGAGGACUUGAUGGAUCUUGGCGCCCGCUAUAACGCCUUCUCCUUGUCAGAACAAUCACAAAGCGUGGCUAUGGCGAUAGAGAAGGCAGGUCAAGCAUGCGACUUUACAUAUAUCCAGUCGCGCGAUCUUUCUCACGCGCUGAGUGCAGGCUUCGCCGAGCCGAUGCGCGAAAGCGCACAAUUCGCAAGUGUUGUGCGAAGCGUGCUCAAAUAUCGUGUCAUGAAGCGGGUGCAGGAGGAAAUGACUAGAGAUGAGCUUGAGAAGAAGAAGUCAAGACUUGAGCAACUUGAGCGCAGCGAACUCGAGGCCAAACGAAUAGAGCAGUACAUGACCUCUUCUGGAAUCAACACGGCACAGUACACGCCGCAGAGGAGUACGAGCCGCGGCGGUAACAGAAAUCGACCAGGAUCGAGCGAUGGCGACAACGCGUCCGUGGACAGCGAUUUCCCUCCAGGUCAAGGACAUAAUGUUCCGAGUGCGGAACAAGGCGGCCCUCAAGAUAAUUCGUACUCUGUCCCGCCACAGUCACCACCGAAUGGUGGCCACAGAAGAGGGCCCAGCGGCGUCGCCAACAAGCUUUUCGGUCGCUUGACACAUGCCAUUCAGGGAGUCACCGACCAAGAUCCGGAGCGCGCAAGAAGAGAUGAUCUAGGCAAGACGAAGGAGAGCCUUGUGCAGCUCGAGCAGGCCCUUGAAGUGUCGCAACGAGAUGUGAAGGACGCCAGCUCGGGAGUCUUGCAAGAUCUGCGAAGAUUCCAGGGUCAGAAGGAGGAGGACUUGCGCAUGUAUAUGAUGAGCUUUGCAAAAUCGCAUAUUGAAUGGUCGAAGAAGAGUUUGGACGAGUGGGGAAAGGCCAAGCAAGAGAUUAAUAAGAUCGAGGUCCGGUGA
Molecule: messenger RNA, 1896 nt
Organism: Pseudocercospora fijiensis CIRAD86
Lineage: Eukaryota; Fungi; Ascomycota; Dothideomycetes; Mycosphaerellales; Mycosphaerellaceae
Exons: 3
Coding region: 1-1896 (631 amino acids)
Biological process (GO): retrograde transport, endosome to Golgi
Molecular function (GO): phosphatidylinositol binding
Source: RefSeq, a predicted model, not a curated record